This is a messenger RNA of Rhipicephalus microplus (southern cattle tick), 1962 nucleotides long. RefSeq names its product pancreatic lipase-related protein 2. Lineage: Eukaryota; Metazoa; Arthropoda; Arachnida; Ixodida; Ixodidae. Gene Ontology annotation, molecular function: lipase activity. The record is from RefSeq and is a predicted model, not a curated record. Gene Ontology annotation, biological process: lipid catabolic process.
GCGUCGCCUACGAACGAGCGGACCGAGUAACCUGUCCUUGGAUAUCUCCGCUAUCUUUCUGAACGCACCUCUACCGAACGGCGUCAUGAAAUUGGCCGCUGUGCUGUGCACAAUGUUAGGGAACUGCGUACUACGGUCCUGCUGCGAACCUUUGCCACAUUUUCUGCACACUUCUGAAGACGAAGAAGAGUAUGCGGAACUGAGUGCAGCGGAAAUCGAAGACGUGGAGAGAGCCUUCAGGCGUUUCCGUGAGGGAUUGGCGACACACUACAGCGAUGACAGUGCGCCUACCAUUUCGAUCGCCGGGCUGGAGGGCGUCUUCAACGUGGCCCGGAACCUGGCACACUUAUGGCCGCGCACACCCGAGAAUGUCGAUCCACAAUUCCUAGUCUACUCGAACGCCUACGAUGAAGGACCUUCGGACGAACCUAAGGGAGAGCCCGUGCUUGCUUUGCGCCAUGACGGGAACUUCAGUGCUGUGGCCAAACAUCUGGACCCCAAACAGACCUUCUACUUCAUUGUCCACGGCUACCGCAGCAAGGGCUAUGCUAACUGGGUGCAGCGCAUCAAAGACGAAAUACUUGCCACAGAGAAAGCCACGGUGAUCGUGGUCGACUGGGCGAAGGGCUCUCGGGUCUACAAUUACAGCCUAGCCGCGCGUGGCACUCGCACGUUGGCACGUCUGGCAGCCACAAUGGUCAAGACGCUCGUAGAUGCCGGGGUUCUGGUUCCGUCACGCAUCCACUACAUCGGCCACAGCCUGGGUGCUCAAGCGGGAGGAUUCUUCGGCGAAGACGUGCUUUCACUCACAGGAUCAAAAGUGGGACGGAUAACAGGUCUCGAUCCGGCUGGCCCAUUGUUCGAGUACUUCGGCGUUUACCUGCGCAAGGAGCACGCCGAAUUCGUGGACAUCAUCCACACCAGUAUGGGCAUGGGCUUCAAUUCGUUCCGCGGCCGCCUGGGCAUGACCAAGAACUCGGGUCACGUGGACUUCUACCCGAACGGGGGCAGUCGGCAGCCCGGAUGCCGAAGCUUUGGACGUCCGGACUGCUCCCAUUCUCGGGCCACCCUGUACUACGCCAACUCCAUUCGCACCUGCAGCUACCCGACGUUGCUGUGCGCCGACUACAAUGCUUUCAAGAACCAUCGGUGCGCGCCCUGUGACGAGGCGCCCUGCGGUGUUAUGGGCCACAACGCCAGUGCGAACUUGAGGGGGAAGCAUUUCCUCAGCAUAUCAUCCGCGUACCCGCACUGUCCAGGCGGCGCCGUGGCGAGAACCGCUUCUUUAGUCGUCAUUUUCUCGUCUCUUUUGACUGUGUCCACGAGCUUUGCCGCUACUGCGGGAGACAACCUGAGGAUUAUAAAUAGUCUUCACACAUAGGGGGCCCACUUAAGUACAUAGUAGUUGGGCGUAUGUAGGCCCACUAGGCCCCCGCCUAUAGUCAGCCAUAGCCUAAGGCUGUGACGCACAGCAGGACCAAGCAGACCUUAUAGAAUGAGUACGCGUAGACAGUACAAAUGCUUCGGGACAAAAAGCUUUUACCUUGAGUUAGUACAUAUCUUACGCAAACGUUUCUUAUAUGUUAUGUCAGCUAAAACUGUGUUAGUGACUAGUACGGACAACAAAUUACGGGGGAUGCUUAUAACAACAACGGGAACUCUCGGACAGUCUACGCUAGAUAUUUUGUGAGAGAAAGAAUUAUUUAUUUAUUUAUUUUUCACUGUAUUAGGGCUUGAAAAAGCCUUUAUAGUCGAUCUUUUGUAAAUAAGAGUGACGUUCGUUCAUUUUUGCAACACCAUAAUAGUCAGCUCCAUUGAAUGGUGUCAAACAGAAAAAAAAAAGAAUGUAAGUAACAAGCAUGUAAGAAGUUGGCAUUUAAAAUUAAGGUGUGCGAAGACCUGAAACGGUGAAAAUGUUUAACGUGUGUUUGAUUAAAAAUAUCUACGAUUUUUUUUAACGAA